Messenger RNA from Setaria italica (foxtail millet), 1816 nucleotides. Its product is annotated as putative methyltransferase DDB_G0268948. Gene Ontology annotation, molecular function: S-adenosylmethionine-dependent methyltransferase activity. Lineage: Eukaryota; Viridiplantae; Streptophyta; Magnoliopsida; Poales; Poaceae. The coding region runs from base 878 to 1729 and encodes 283 amino acids. The record is from RefSeq and is a predicted model, not a curated record. The transcript has 5 exons.
UUUUCUUGCGAGUAUUGUUCAAACAUUGGUGACUGCUGACCAGUAUUUAGCUGCUUCCAUAAGCCAUUGAACUUUUGCGCAAUUGGUAUUCAAUUUGACUGGUGAGACUAUAUCUUCCUAAGUCCUCUCUUUUUUUUUUUGCUCAAUUUCACAUUUUUGGUAUGUGUCCUGCUUAUAGGUUAUAGAGGAAUCGUGUCUUGCUAUUUCUUGUAACAAUUAUUUAAACCUGUGUUGAUAUACAGUUCUUUUGGUUGCAGCUGCAAAUUCAGGGGCAUUAUAAGCUCACACCAUUCACUUUGUGGUGACAUCCUGGGGACCAAGUGUUAUCGUACCAACCGCAACACAUGGAUGAAAAGUUGAUAAGGGAAUGGUCAUUGGAAUGAUCUUAUCUCCAUUAGGGUGGAGAGCAAAUGGUCUUGCCAUGAUUGCUACUGUAAUGGUGAGGGAACUUGGUUUCUGAAGACAUGGUGAGAACAUGUCUGGGGCAGUGGCAGACCAUUCUGGAGGAUGCUGGUGGCUGUUCAUGGCUUUCUUGGUGAAUCUCGCAGUAUCUAGCUAUAUCGUAACUGCUGCAAAUUCAGGGGCAAUGCUUACCCCAUACACUGUGCAGUAUCAUCCUUUGGACUUAUUAUCUUACCAAUUGCUACACAUGGAUGAAAAAAAAAUGCAGGAAUGAUCUGUCAUCUUCAUAGGAUUAUGAUGAAGCUUGAUUUCUGUAGGCAUUACGAGAACAUGUAUGCAGCAUUAGAAGCAUUUGCAGAUGCUUCUGGAGGAUGGUAGAGGCAUUAUGCUCAAAGGUUUGCCCUCCCAUGUAAACAGCUUGUCAGUCAGCUAAUGCCACCCAGUGUGCUUACCUAACUAUCUAAAAGAUCUGCACAUGCAACAGCCAGAUGAACUGAGGUUAGACAGAGGUCUGUUCCCCUGGGGACCGGACUGGAUGGCUGGGCUGUUCUCCAAGCAGGCUGCUGUGUAUGCUGCAGCGCGGCCAGCCUACCCGAAUGAUCUUUUUACCAAGCUUGCGGCACUCACAGCUCACCACUGCCUUGCCUGGGAUGUCGGCACCGGCAAUGGCCAAGCAGCCAUCGGUGUCGCCGAGCACUACGACAGUGUGCUGGCCACGGAUGUGAGCGAGGACCAGCUCCUACAUGCUGCACCACACCCGAAGGUCUGGUACCUCCACACCCCAGAUGCCACACCAGGGGAGGACCUCGUCGCGACGCUCGGUGGUGAGGGCAGUGUUGACCUCAUCACGGUGGCUGAGGCUGCGCACUGGUUCGACCUCCCGGCGUUCUAUGACGUCGCCCACCGAGUCCUGCGGAGGCCCGGCGGGGUGAUCGCCGUCUGGGGCUACAACUACCGCAUCAGCCCCGUGGAGGACAUGAUGACGCGCUUCUUCAACACCACCCUUCCUUACUGGGACCCCCGAGCUCGGUGUUGCACUGAUGGAUACCGGGACCUGCCGUUCCCCUUCGUCGACAUCGGCCUCGGUAGGGAAGGUGAGCCGGCAAGCCUCGACAUGGAGCAGGAGAUGUCGUUCGAGGGCCUGAUAGGCAUGCUGAGUUCGUGGUCGGCGGUGACGACGGCGAAGCAGCAGGGCGUGGACCUGUUGGGGGAGCGCGUGGUGAAGCAGCUGGAGGAAGAGUGGGGAGGGGCGUCGCUGGUGCGCAAGGUGACCUUCAAGGCCUUCCUGCUGGCAGUUUAUGAUCCAUUCUCCUUGAGUCCUUGUUGAAGCUCUACUUCUUUAAUGACAAUUUCGGUGCUCCAUUCCACAUACUCAGAUGAAAAAGAAAACCCCCUCAACUGAAUACUAGAAAGG